AUGCCAUUGCGACUCACCUCAGCCCCCGUCUCCGGAAUCAAGAAACGCAAAUCUACAUCUACAACCACCCGCGCACGCUCCUCCCCCUUCGCCGCCCAUCCGCGCACGAAACUCCGCUCCAACACCGAUGACACCGCCAAAGAUGCCACGCCCCUCGAAGAUGAAGACUUCGACCUCCCGGACCUUGGCCUCUCGCAACACAUCCUCUCCACAACCUCCGCGACAACCGUCCUCGAAGCCAUCCACCACAUUCGCAACACAAUGUUCGACGACCUCCCCGCAACGCGCACGGGUAUGAACAGUACCCGCAUCGCGGAGGUGUUGAAUUUUAGACGCUCGCUGCCGCCGCUGGUUUCGGUGGCGCAUGUGCAUACGUUGCUUGAUGCGCCGACGAGGACGGAGCGGGAGAUUGUGGAGUUGGUGACGGCGGGGAAGGUCAGGAGGUUGAUUGUCCCUGGACGCGGGAAUGAUGCAGCCGGGUUGGGGGAUUGUCUUGUGCUGAGGGAGGAGUGGGAGGGGUUGCUGAGGGGUAGUAGUUUGGAGGAGGGGUUGAAGGAAAAAUUUCUCUCCGUGCUUAACCACAUCGGUACAUCCUCCGCCAUCGCCCCCGGCGUUUUCACCCCCAACGAAUACCAAGCAUUAGUCCGCGCUGGAUUCCUCGUCUCCUCGUCAUCCUUAGCAAACGGCUCCUUAAGCGUAGCAUCCCUCCCAGACCUCCCUUCUUCUACAUUCAUACCGGCAAGUCGAGCCGACCAACCUCAGCCCCAGUCCCAUCCGCAAUCCCAGCCCAAUAACAACAGCAACAACCGCUUCCACACAGCAACCCUCUUCCUCUCCCUCCCCAACACAGGCCCCUACCUCCGCCUCCUCAGCACCAGCCGCACGCACCUCCUCACCCUCCUCAAGAAGUCCGCCCACCGCGAAGCGCCCCUCUAUCUCCUCCGCGACCGCUGGGAUGGCGCCGUGGAAACGGACAAGAGCUUCCAUGCCGCGAAGCGCGCGAGGGGCGAGUUUGCGGGGAUUCUGCCGGGGCGGACGAGGAAGUGGAAGGAGUUGUAUGGGAUGAGGUUUCGGUGGGUGUUGGAGCAGGCGGUCGGGGCGGGUCUGGUGGAGGUUUUUGAGACGGGGAGUGUUGGGCCGGGUGUGCGUUGUCUAUAA
Molecule: messenger RNA, 1158 nt
Organism: Aspergillus chevalieri
Lineage: Eukaryota; Fungi; Ascomycota; Eurotiomycetes; Eurotiales; Aspergillaceae
Product: Stk19 family serine/threonine-protein kinase
Exons: 2
Coding region: 1-1158 (385 amino acids)
Biological process (GO): protein phosphorylation; positive regulation of Ras protein signal transduction
Molecular function (GO): protein serine/threonine kinase activity
Source: RefSeq, a predicted model, not a curated record